AUGAUUGAAGGCCUCUACAGGAGUUCCGUAAUUACCACAACGAAAGCAGAAAUAGCAGGGCAAGACAGAAAGGUGUUAAACGAAAAUAAGGUGCUUGGAGUGCCACGCCUCAGACAGCUAAGGGUUCGAAAUGAUUCUUGUGAAGUACCAGCUAUAUUCACCAGAACUUUUUCUACCUGUUACGAUGCAUACUCUUCUGCUGCAGAAGAAAAGGAGCCAUUCGGGCCGAGGGACACUACAGCCUGGAGAUACACCUCUAGUGAAGAAUUAGAUGGUAUCAGUUAUAUGGGAACUAUUUCAAAUUAUCACGGAGGAGGCUAUUAUCAGGAUCUGUCCAUUGUACCAAAUGAGACAGUAAAUAUUGUGGCAAGUUUGAAAAAGAAUCUAUGGAUUAACCGAUCAACCCGAGCUGUAUUUUUGGAUUUUACCGUAUAUAACGCAAACAUCAAUUUAUUCUGCGUAAUAAAGCUGCUCUUUGAAUUCCCGCCGACGGGUGGUGUCCUGAGCUCUCAUGACUUCACAAGCAUGAAGUUAAUACGUUAUGUUGAACCAUUAGAUUACGCUGCAAUGGGCUUUGAAUUUUUAUUUCUAUUUUUUGUCCUUUUCUUCACUAUGGAAGAAGUGAUAGAAAUGAUGUUUUUCAAAUUACAAUACCUCUUUCACUUCUGGAAUUACAUAGAUUUGGUGAUUUUACUGUGUGCUAAAGAUCUUGCUGCUUUUGGAUUACUGUUUUUCAUUGCUAUUUGUGCAUAUGCCCAACUGGGAUAUAGCCUUUUUGGAACAAAGGGAGUAACAGAGGCAACAAACAUGAUUGUUAAAGGCAACAUAAAAGGAGAACUGGCAAGGGACUUCAGAGGAAUUGGAAUAUCUGUGGUGACUCUUUUGCGGACUAUUGUGGGAUAUAAUAUUUAUGAAUCAAUUCAGAAAGCUGAUUGGUUUUUUGCUCCUAUAUACUAUAUUGCAUAUGUAGUAUUUGUUUUCCUCAUAUUAUUGAAUAUGUUUAUUGCAAUUAUUGUAUAUUCAUAUUCAGAAGUAAAAGCUGAGAUAGCUGUUAUGGAUGAUGAUUUACAUUUAACUGACUUUUUGAAAAGACACUUUAAAAAUGUGAUGGAGAAGUUUGGCGUAUACAGCACAUAUGAGUCAAAGUCUAAGGACAAAGAGAAGAAGCUCACAUAUAAUGAUAUAAGAGAAAUUUUACGAGAGUGCAAAUUUACAGAUUUGGAGAUAGAAAUGUUUUUUGCAAAAUACGACAUCACAGGAGAAAGAAUAGUAACUGAACAUGACACACACAGAAUGUUACGUGAUAUGGGAUGGGUGGACAAGGAAGACGAAGAUGUGGAACCAGAAGAAGAUUCUGGUGUGUCUGCAGAUGAAUUUGAAGAGUAA
Molecule: messenger RNA, 1386 nt
Organism: Schistocerca nitens (vagrant locust)
Lineage: Eukaryota; Metazoa; Arthropoda; Insecta; Orthoptera; Acrididae
Product: polycystin-2-like
Exons: 10
Coding region: 1-1386 (461 amino acids)
Biological process (GO): detection of mechanical stimulus
Cellular component (GO): membrane
Molecular function (GO): calcium channel activity; calcium ion binding
Source: RefSeq, a predicted model, not a curated record